Messenger RNA from Neltuma alba, 2657 nucleotides. Its product is annotated as probable disease resistance protein At4g27220. NCBI's taxonomy places the organism in Eukaryota, Viridiplantae, Streptophyta, Magnoliopsida, Fabales, Fabaceae. The transcript has 2 exons. The record is from RefSeq and is a predicted model, not a curated record. Gene Ontology annotation, molecular function: ADP binding. The coding region runs from base 23 to 2113 and encodes 696 amino acids.
GAAGGGAUCAGUUAAAGAGGUGAUGGCAUGCUCUGGGGAAGGUAUUUUAACAGACCUUGCCAAGAGAUUGGUAGAUAAAACCAUAAAGGAAGUUAAUUACUUUCGUCAUUUCGAGACUCAUGAUCACGAGUUUGAUGGGGACAAUCAACUUUUGAUUGGAAGAUUAGAGAAAGUUCGAAAGGAUAUUGACGAUGCCAAAAGUAAUGGGCAUCAAGUUGAAGGUGAAGUUCAAGGUUGGGUAACGGAAGCUGAUAAUCUAAUUCAAAUGAAUGCUGAAAUUAGACAGACAAUGUUUGAUAGCUGGUGUUUUCUUAGGAAAUAUCAACAAGGCAAGAGAUUAGCACAGAGGGCGCAAGUCAUUAAAGGUCACAUCCAAAAAUGUAACUUUGAAAGAGUAGCUCGUCCAGGUAAACUUCCAGGUAUGAAGUACCAUGCUUCAAAAGACUUCAUUGAUUUUGAGAGCAGGAAGACAAAAUUUAAGGAACUUGUGGAUGCUUUAGAAGAUGGAAAUCAUUACAUGAUUGGAUUGCAAGGGAUGGGGGGAGCGGGCAAAACCACAUUGGCAACACAAGUGGGAAAGCAAGUUGAAGAAUCCAAAGCAUUUGAGAAAGUCAUUUUUGUUGUUGUGUCUAAUCCUCCAGAUCUCAACAAGAUUCGAGGCAACAUUGCAAGGGAACUAGGUUUGCAUCUAGAGGAAAGAGUUGAAGAAGAUCACUCAAAGCAUUUGUGGUCUAGAAUUUCUGAUUAUAAAAAAAAAUUACUUAUAAUAUUAGAUGAUGUGUGGGAGAAGCUAGACCUCACCGAAAUUGGGAUUCCAUCUGGACCUGAUCACAAGAAUUGUUAUGUUUUGAUAACCACUCGUCAUUCAAAAGUUUGUCAACAAAUGAGAUGCCAACAAGUGGUUCACCUACACACAUUGGGUGAUGAGGAUGCAGUGCGUCUCUUUCUGUAUCAUGCUAGUGGUUGUGAUGAUGAUGAUCCUUCAAGAAAUAAUUUAGAGGGUCUUGCAGGAGAUUUUGUAAAGGAGUGUGGACGAUUACCAAUUGCAAUUGUGGCACUAGCUGGCACAUUAAAAAAUUGGCCUGUUGCUGAAUGGACUGUAGCUUUGAUGACCUUGCGAAAUUAUAAGCCGAUUGUCGAUGUUGAUGAAGAUUUGGUGAAUGUUUACAAAUGCUUGGAAUUAAGCUAUGAUAGAUUAAAUAAUGAGAAGGCCCAAAAGCUCCUUUUACUGUGUUCUAUUUUCCCAGAAGAUUACGAAUUUCCAUUAAAUCUCAUUAUUAGACUUGGUAUAGGGUCAGGAAUUUUCGGGGAAGUUAAUGACUAUUGUGCAGCAAGAAGCCAACCGCUUGCUAUGAAAAAUGAACUCGUAGCUUCUUCUUUGCUACUGAAGGUUGAGAAUAAAGAAUGUGUAAAGAUGCAUGACUUAGUUCGUGAGGUAGUCCAGUGGAAAGCAAAGGAUGAUAUUCAAGUGAUUAUAAAUUCAAGAACCACUUUUGAAGCAAGCAAGCGAUUUGUGUUUUGGAGUACUGAUGAUUUUCCUGAUCAUCAGUUUGAUGGUACGAAAGUUGAGAUUUUACUUCUUUGGAUAAGUGGAAAUGCUUUGAAGAAAGACCCAAAUGUAUUCUUCGCAAGGAUGUCAAGGCUCAAAAUUCUGUUUUUGUUUGCUCAAUAUGAGAGAAAAGUUCCCACUCCAUCAAUGUUGCAAUCACUUCUUUCAUUAAAGAAUAUUCAAACUCUUAUCUUGGACGGUUGGAAAAUAGGUGACAUCUCAAUUUUGAAGAAUCUACAAAGUCUUGUGACACUUGAGAUGGAAAAUUGUCUAAUUAUUGAAUUAGCCAAAGAGAUUGUGGAACUAAAGAUGUUGAGACUGUUGGGUUUCAAGAAGUGUGAAAUUCAAAAGAACAAUCCUUUUCAAGUGAUUGAAAGAUGUUCACAACUGGAAGAAUUGCAUUUUGUGGGGAAUUACAAUGUGAAGGAUUGGAAGCUAGAGCAUAGAACUGCUCCUGAAAGAUCUCCUACUGCAUUGCAAAUGUUUUCUAUUGCUUGUGAUGGUUUUAACGUUUUGCUGGUAAUGAUAAUGGCCUAUUCAAAUGCUUCAAUCCAGAACACAUGAAACAUUUAAUAUCAGAAGCCAUGUUUAAGUACCUUGUGGGAAGAGCGGAAGUUCUUGAGUUAGGGAAUUUAGGACAAACAAGAUGGAAAAGUCUUGUCCCUGACAUUAUUCCUAUGAAAGAUGUAGUCAAGGAUAAUUUAAUGAAGCUUUACUUGUAUGAAUGGGCUGACAUUGAGUGCCUUAUUAAUAGUAAUAAGUGUCACUAUUCUAAUUUGACAGUCUUCUUGAACUUAGUUGAGUUACAGCUGCAUAAAGUGGAUGUGAAAGAAUUAUGUCGCGGUGCUAUGCCUUCCGGCUUUCUUGAGAAGUUACAGAUUUUAAAGUUAGAGGGUUGUAGGGAACUGCAAAAUAUAUUCACAGAUGAAAAUCUCAAGCUACCUCAUCUAAGGGUAUUGAAAUUGAAAGAUUGUCCAAUGUUCCAACUAUCCAUUUUCAAACCCUUUGUUGCUCGAAGUCUUGGGAAAUUGGAAGAAUUAGAAGUUGAAGGUUUCACAGAGCUAAAAAGUUUAAUUGCAGACGAGAGUUUAGAAGAAGAAAUGGGAUU